AUGGUAAACACGAAAAUAAUGAUCGCGGCCUUAUAAAUAUUGGCGUUUGUGGAAUUCUUUAGCAGUUGGGGCUGAACAUGGCGAAACUCCGCGUUAGUCUUUCUUUGGUGUUAUCAGCGUUAGCGUUAUGUAACGCAUUCACGAUUUUUGUACCCAAAAACAAUGAGUUGGUGUACAAUUAUUCAGCAAUUGUACAGUCCGGAACCGAAAUACCUACGUCGUUUUCUUCGGAUCUGUACCUUCAAGGAAAAAUUCACAUCCAACCAAUCGAUAAUGGAAUCAAAGUUCGUUUCUCUGACUUAAAAUUCUAUAUGUAUAACGGCGAGGCUUAUCACAAUUAUUAUGCCAACACAAAAGGGCAACCUCUACCCGAGGAAAUGCACGAUUUGUACAAACCUUUCCAAAUUAACUACGAUUCCGAUGGCGUCGUCGAUACCAUUGUCACAAUGACAGGCGAGAAGGAUUAUGUGAAAAACAUGAAAAAAGCAGUAGCCUCCAUAUUCCAGAUGGACAUCCACAAAGUUUCCUUUGCAAACCAUCACUCCUUCACCGUCAUGGAACCAUCAAUCUAUGGAGUACACAAAAUGCAUUAUAAUGUUGUACCAAUGGACUCCCUUGUGGUCAUUCAUAAGGCCCAUUCAAUGCAAACCAUGAACCAUAUGUUCCCGUUCACGUUGAGCAACGUAGAACCCGAAUAUUGCGAGGUUGUUCCCGAACAUCCUUUCCACCACGACAUGCAUAGGACUUAUUACGUUAAAAAUACCGAUGGUCAACGCAUUGUGCAAACCAUUCAUGCCUUUGGACGUUUCGAGAGUUUUCCAUUUAGUGCACGGUCUAACACACAGAUGAUGUUUUCCAAUCAGACAUUUAACUUGGAGCAAAUGAAGCCGAUCGAAAAACCCAUGGAAGUCGAAAACGGUCACACCGACAAGACCAUAGGAUACACUUUGUAUACAGCUGAUGAAGAAUAUGAAAAUAUGCCGGACAUUUUCCUUGGACGAAGGCAAAUGAAUGUGAAAAGUCUCUUGCCCACAUUGUACACCAUGUUCGAAGAUGUUAUCAAGUAUUUGAACAGAAAUCAGAUUAUUCCGGAAGUACCUGAUGUUCUCCACGGUCAAAUGAUAAACAGAAUUGUCCGUUUUAUGCUUUACCUUAAAUAUGCCGAUUUUGAAGAAGUCUAUUCAACUUUGAUUCAAAAAACUAGCGAACACGACAAGCAGAUGAUGGAAAUCUUCCAACAAAUUCUUCCACUUGUCGGAACUCGCGCCUCCAUUAUUUUCACUAAAGAUUUGAUUGAAAAAAAUAAAGUCAAAGAAUACAUGGCAAUGGAAAUGCUUUACAAACUCCCGUUCAAUGUCAAAACACCGAACGUAAAAAUUUUGGAAGACACAAAAGACAUGAUGUCUUGGCCUAAUAGUGUAAGUUACAAUAUACGUAAAGCGGCCAUUCUUUCCUUCGCUACGCUUUUCCACAAAGUCUAUAAUUUAGAAAAACAAAUCCAUUACUUUGCCUACGAUAAAAAAAUGGACCACAAAGAAAAUACUCAUGGCAAGCAUUCUAUGUCAGAACUUGAAAAGGAAAUGGAUAUGCAAUUCCUUGAAGAAAAUCCCAUGUACGUAAACAUUAUUAAAGAAAUGGCAGAAAAAAUGGAAAAAUCGUCAGAUAUUCAAAUGAGAACGGUGAUGAUGGGUGCUCUUUAUAAUACCAAGUUAAACUACGCCCUUAAUUACCUUAAACCAUUAAUAAAAGAUGAAAAAAAUCUCUUUACUGGAUCCAUGAAAAUUUAUCCAGUUCUGGCUACAAUCUAUGGAGAGGUUGUCCAAAAUCGCGAAACUGUUUUUUCUCUUUACUGGCCAGUAUUUACUGAUCGCACACUUCCUGUCGAUAUCCGAAUGGCUGCUUAUUUUGCAAUUAUGGAAACUCAUCCUCCCAUGUCUCUCAUGUUUAACAUUUACUGGUUCAUGCAAUCGGAAACAAACCAUCAGCUCUACAAGUUCCAUUAUGAUUACAUAAAGGCUAUGUCCCUAACAACAGAUGCGUGCCAUUAUAUCCAAAAAGAACACGCUGCCGCCAUAUUGAAAUAUACAAAGCCGCCCAGCUAUAACGGAUUCGAAGGUUUCUACAAAAUGAAUUAUUUCGACAAAAAAUACAAUUUUGGAGAAGACUAUGAGAUGAUGUAUGUUUCCAGUGAAGAUAUUCACACAAUGGUAUUCUCCUACAAAACCGAAGUAAUGAACAAUCUCUACAAUCCCUUGACAUUCAUGAUAAGAGUGCAUGGUCUUGAAGAUCCUGACAUAAAGAAGCUGUUCUUAGAACACAAAAGCACUGAGUACCUUCUGAAUCCUGAAAUGGCCUUCAAAAUGUUAUCGAAGGGCAUUAAAUCCAACAGUAACUUAAAGAUCGAACUUGCCGUCCUUCGGCAUACUCAGAUAAUACACAUGGCCAUGGUUGAUGGAAACAAUCUAAAUGAUUUGUCAUGGAUGAUUCAGUUAUGGUUCCAGGAUUCAAUUAUCAAAAAGUUUAUAGAUAUUAACUAUGAGUACUACAGGGUAACGUUACUUCCUAACGACAUUGGUUUCCCCGCAAAGAUUGAAACAUACGUUCCAAGCGUUAAAUAUUCCACAAUAAAUAUAACGAAGGCGCGUAAUGAAAUGAAUGUGAACAAUUACUACAAACACUGGAGCCAUUCUUGGAACGAAAUGACCUUCUACAAUCCAUUUGGGGAUGUUUGGCAAGGAGUCACUAGACUUCACUCAAUGGAUUUGGCUUAUCCGAUUUAUAUCGACGCUGACGUAACAACUAAGAGCAUUCGAAUUAACUUCAAGAGAUACAACGAUGACAAUAGGGACACAAUUGGCAUUAGGAGUCAUGCUAUGACAAUGGUUUAUGUUAAGGAUGAUUUUAAACAUGGAAUUCUGGAAAAAUCGUGUGAGUUCUGUCAACCCUGGGUUGAAGUCACCAAAGUGACCAAGAAGAACUAUACCAUAGUGGAUCACGAAUGUAACAACUUCGGUUACAGGACACAAAUGCUGUCAUUCGACAAUGAAAUAGGCAAUCCAACUUUGAAAGACUUAAAGGAUUAUCUAUUCAGAACUGAUAAUAAACACUUCAUGACGAUAUUUGGUCAUAUGUUUUUGUCUCAUUCCCACUUGCGAUCUUUCUAUUCAUUCCAUCCCAUGCCACUUACCAACGGUUACAUCAUGAGAGCCAUUCCCAGCAAAAUUGCACCAGUAUCCGACGCGGAACUUAACUUACGUUAUGAACGAGAAGUGGCCCACGAUACAAUGGUAACCUUACCGGGCGUCAAAAUGACGCUUCAUGGGUCGUAUGUGGUUAAAUCUGUGGAAGGAGCACCCAUAAAAUCACUGGUCGUAGAUUCCAGAAUUGACAUGAAACCGGGGCAUAAAAUUAACAGCUACAAAAUGCAAGUUUCGUACCAAGAUCCCGAAGUUGGUACUAAAAUAUUUAGCGUCGAUGGUAGUAGAAAAUACAUCGAUGACAGGGACACAGGUCGAAUGACUGUUGCUGUUAAACAUUCCCCUGAUACGGAAUCCACUAAAGAUGAUGUUAUUUUGGACGUUAUGAUGGAAGGCAAAAAGUCUGAGGAACACCUUGCUACAGUAGAAGAAUACGGAGAAUGUAUUCCUUACAUGUUAACCUACCCGAAGAGUUACUUCCCCAAUUAUUAUAUGGAAUGUGCUUCUCAAAUCGAUGCAGUCACCGAUUACAUGUACACCAUUAAACACCAAAACGUACCAGAAUUUGUUAACGAUACCCUUACAAAAGCUCUCGAAAUGAGCUUCUCAAUUUUCAAAUUCAAUGGAGAAAUUAAAAAAGAUUACGUCGACCAAAAUACCGUCAAGGUUCAUGUGGAUUAUCCAAUUCAUGGAGAAUACGUGACAGGACAAGUUGAAGAAAUAGAUAGCUAUCCUUUGUUCGACUAUUUCCUUGAUCACAGGCAGCCCCAUGACGCAAUGCUUCAACCCCAACAUUCUCUGUUGGAGGUGCCAUUCAGUAUGGUUACGUAUUUUGGAUUGAGACCAUCGAACCUACGGUUGUCGCGUUUAUAUAAAAUGAUGUAUGCCAUUGGUGCUGUAAGGAGCUGCCAUAUUUAUCACAAUUCGGUAAAGAUCAAUGAAAAUAUGACUGUAAAUCAUGAUCUGACUCAAGACUGGACUCUUUAUGGAGAACAUACUGAAAUAGGUCCCAAACAAAGUUUCUACGCUAAAAACGUUGGAGACAAGAUUGCUCUAAAAGUUGUUCAAGGAAGCAAAACUAUUGAGGUAUACCCCGCUGGUGAUAAUGGAGAACAUUUUAAAGUGGUGAUUGAUGGAAAAGUAAUGGACAGUAAGCAAAUUCAUUUCUCUGAAGAUUCGUUUGCUGUAUCUGUACAACCAGAUUUCGUUGAUAUUCUUAAUUACGAAGUAGGAAUCAACUUUAUUUACACCGAUCAUUUUGUUCACAUCGAUAUUCCAAAUCACAGUGGACCUACUAAAGGAGUGUGUUUCACAGACAAAAUGUAAAAAAUAAAUGUAUUGUGUGCUGUUGAUAAACUAAUGUAGUUGUAGGUACGCAUAUUUAAGAAUAAAAAAGCAGUUAAAAUAA
Molecule: messenger RNA, 4605 nt
Organism: Agrilus planipennis (emerald ash borer)
Lineage: Eukaryota; Metazoa; Arthropoda; Insecta; Coleoptera; Buprestidae
Exons: 4
Coding region: 78-4523 (1481 amino acids)
Biological process (GO): lipid transport
Molecular function (GO): lipid carrier activity
Source: RefSeq, a predicted model, not a curated record